GGUUGCUUGCUGCUGGUGGUGCGAUAGCUGCUGUUGCUUCAACGGCAUCACCGCAAUGCAGUCAAUGUCGUAGAUUAGAGUGAUUUACGGUUGUUGAGCGGUGAUUGAACGGACAAAACGCGCUCAACUGUCGACGAAUGCGGAACGCGCGAUUAUUAUCCGGCCGAAAAAGGAUUUCUGAAGUUUAACUGUUUUCCUGCAUCAAACGCGCGUUUUCAAAUAUUAAAAAAAGAUUAAUUAAGCAGUACUAAUUAUUAAAAAUUAAUUAUAAAAAUUAAACCAAAAAGAUUAUGUCCAUACAAGUUAGUGAACGCGUGACAGCCUCGCCGCCGCAUUCGCUUGUAGCCGCCGCAAAUAGUGCAGGUACCGUUAGUCAUAGCAGCGUCGGCGGCAGUGGCAAUAAACAGCAAUGCAGUACAAUUGUUACCGCAAAGACACCGUUCUCUAUCGAACAUAUUUUGUGUCACAAUUUAAACAACAACAACAAUAAUAAUAAUGGUAAUAACCACAACAACAAUAGCAAAGUGAAAACUGCAAUUGGAAAGUGUGCCAAAAAUAAUUGUGAUAGUGAGAAAUUGCGACAGCAACAACCGUCGCAACAACAACAACAACACCAUCAGAAACAUUCACCCAUACAUGCAUUGGAUGACAACGAAGAAUAUACACGAAUUCUGGCGCAACAACGCUUCAAACCGAGCGAACGUGCAAAUUUGUCCGGCGCUUUGAUCGCACCCUCUUCAAUAUCAUCCGCUUCGUCCGCCUCACUGUCAUCGCCAACCAUACUAACUAAUGCAACACAUGGAAACCAAGGCAACAUCAACAACACAACAGCCCCGAUGCCAACACAUCAAAUUAGUCCACCGACAAGCAACUAUUUACCGCAAGCAGCACAACAAGUGUCCACAGCACCGCCACCACCACCUCCAUCACUACCGCCGCCACCGCCACAACAUCCACAUCCAGCUUCGGUAUUGUACCCAAGUGCGGCAUACAGUGACCAUGGUUUCUUGCAGAUGACGCUGGGCUACUUGUCACCCUCGUCGGGUGCCUACAAAUCAGUGGACCCUUAUUUUCUAUCGCAGGCAAGCCUCUUCGGUGGUGGACACCUCUUUGGCGGCGCCGGUUGUGUACCCGAGCUGGCUUUAGGCUUAGGUAUGGGUGUGAAUGCGUUACGUCACUGCCGUCGCCGUAAAGCGCGUACGGUCUUCAGCGAUCCACAGUUAUCGGGAUUGGAGAAACGUUUCGAAGCUCAACGGUAUCUCUCGACUCCGGAACGUGUGGAGUUGGCAACCGCUUUAGGUCUGAGUGAGACACAGGUGAAGACAUGGUUUCAGAAUCGUCGUAUGAAGCAUAAGAAACAGCUGAGACGACGGGACAAUACGAAUGAACCCGUUGACUUUUCUCGUUCGGAAGGCAGCGGCAGCAGCAGCAGUCACAGUGCAAAGAGCAGUAAUAAUGCGACGCUAACGAAUGCCAGUAGCCACACCACCAACAAUAACAAUCACAUGCAACAGAGUGGCAGCUCAAAUAGUAGCAAUAAUGGUGCUGACAAUAUUAAUGGCGUUGAAAAGGCAUUUGCUGCGCAGGCUUAUGCCCGCGAACAGCAACAGCAACAACAACGCGCAGCGCAUCCACAACAAAGCAUACUCCCACACGCGCAGACACUUCCAACACACUUGCAAUUACGUGCUAACAGCAAUACUUGUAAUAAUGGCAGCGACUCGCUGGAUGAUGGCACGCACUCCCAACUGCUGCAUGGCGGCCACAAUGUUGCGUCGCAUCAGCAACAUUUACAAAUGUUGCGCAACAUUUCGGGUGGUCAAUUGGAGAAUGCCAUGGGCUUUCUGCAGCAUGAUUACUCCACGGACGAUUAUUCGGAUGUGGAUGAUGACGAGGAGGAAGAUGAUGACGGGAGCGACGUGGAUAUUGUGGGCGAUGCGAAACUCUAUCACUUGACAUAGUGCCAGUAAAAUAGUAACGGAUGUGAGAGGGGGAAUGUAAUUGAAAUUAGAAAAGAACGCGAGUUUAAACUUCCAGUGCUGGAUUUUAAAUAGGAAAGUAUAAUAUUUUUUCCAAAUUCCUGUAAAUAAUUGAUGUACGAUAGAACACUAUAAGUUUUAGAAUAAAAAUAGCAAUAUGAAAUUAAAAUUCGAACUCGCUGGUGCAGACAUCGCUAAUACAUUUUUUAUCGAUCUUGCCUUAGAGGAAGUGGCGGAGCCAUAAGCAAAAUUCUCGAUUCAUCUGCUUUUCCACCAGGCAGUGCCUAAACACUGGGUAUCUAAAUGUGGUAAACAAAUGGGCAUAUAGAAAUGUAAGGCAUCGGUAGCCUUAUACUGUUGUAGA
Bactrocera oleae (olive fruit fly) is the source of this 2343-nucleotide messenger RNA. RefSeq names its product brain-specific homeobox (gene bsh). The record is from RefSeq and is a predicted model, not a curated record. Gene Ontology annotation, biological process: regulation of DNA-templated transcription. Gene Ontology annotation, molecular function: DNA-binding transcription factor activity, RNA polymerase II-specific; DNA binding. NCBI's taxonomy places the organism in Eukaryota, Metazoa, Arthropoda, Insecta, Diptera, Tephritidae.